Messenger RNA from Trichomonas vaginalis G3, 2139 nucleotides. Its product is annotated as structural constituent of cell wall. The coding region runs from base 1 to 2139 and encodes 712 amino acids. The transcript has a single exon. The record is from RefSeq and is a predicted model, not a curated record. Lineage: Eukaryota; Parabasalia; Trichomonadida; Trichomonadidae.
AUGCCUCCAAGAAUCACAACAAUCCAACCUGGUGUUUUCAAUUCAAACUCUAAAUUAUCCAGCUUAAUUCUUCCAAACACAGUCGAAGUUAUCAUAGGCUGGUCGUCAGAAGAUGGAGCUACUUUUGGAGGUGCCUUGUCUGAAAUUAUUAUUUCUGAAGAUUCAAUGUUAAAGGAAAUUAUUUCAUCUGCAUUUUAUGGUUCAAAGAUUAAAAGUAUUUUCAUUCCUCAAUAUUUGGCAUCAAUGGAUUCUUCACCAUUUUUAUAUUGUAAAUUAGAAAAUAUUAUAAUUGAUCCUCGAAAUCAAGUUCUUAAAACAGACGGCAAAACAAUAUAUAAAGAUGACAAUGCGACAAUUUAUAUUGUUUCUGCAUAUUUUAGUGGUGAAUAUACAGUACCAUCAUUUGUUAAUAAAUUAUUUGGUGCAUGCUUUAGAGGAGUUCCUAUAACCAAUAUUAUUUUUCCUAAUCAUUCAAUUGAAAUGAAUGUUUUCUGCUUUGGCGAAACUAAUAUUGUUAGUUUUGAGUUUCCAUCUACAAGUACAAAAGUUCCCACAUGUUUCUUUUCAGAUUGCUAUUCCCUUCAGUUUGUGAAACUUUCUGAUAACAUUACAUCAAUUAAUCAAUAUGCAUUCAAUGCAUGUUUCAAUCUUCGCAAUUUAACGUUGCCAUCCAAGCUAAUUAGCAUUGGUGAUUACGCUUUUCAAACAUGCAGUAGUUUAAAAAAAAUAAUUUUCCCUUCAACUUUGAGAGAGAUUGGUCAGUCCGUGUUUAUGAACUGCAAUCUUGAAAUUGACACGGAUAGUAAUGAUAAUUUUUUGUAUGUGAAUCAUAUGCUAUUCUCGAAUAACAAGAGUUUCCUCACAGAGAGUUUUGGAACAGACAUUAAUACUGUUUUGACAAUUCCGAUCGAAUGUGUUUCAAUCGGAAAGAACACAUUCUGGAAGAAAGAUCUCAAGAAAGUCACAUUUGCAGGUAGUAGUGUUAUCAGCAUCAACGAGACAGCAUUUAGCCAUUCAAAAAUUGUUGAAAUAUAUUUCCCGUCGAGUCUUCAAACACUCGGUAAUGGAUGCUUCAUGUCAUGUUCGCUCUUGACAACUGCAUCAUUCAGUGGGACAUCAAUCAAAUCGAUUCCUGAUGACUGCUUCCGUGAUUGUACAAAACUUACUGACAUCGUUCUCCCUUCUUCGAUAACAUCUAUUGGAAGUUAUUCAUUCUAUAACUGCGUUUCGAUUGGUGAUAUCGGAAUUCGUGAUACACAAGUAUCGAAGAUCGGAAGAUAUUCAUUCAGUUUUAGUGGACUCACUACAUUUGAAUCUUCUAAUUGUCUGUCAGAACUACUAUUGAACUCAUUUGAGUCUAGUUCAGUUUCUCGUGUUUCUAUCUGUUCAAACAACAUUCCAGAUGGAUGUUUCCAUAACUGCACAAAUCUUAUCAGUCUCACUCUUCAUGAAGGCAUCGUCACACUAUCUAGCACAUGCUUCAAGGGAUGCACAAAACUCGAAUCUUUCACAAUCCCGAGUACAACUACAACGAUCAACUCUUUCGCAUUCCAAGGAUGUUCUUCUCUGAGCUCUGUCACACUCAGUCAAGGAAGUGUUCUCAGAGAAGUUUUUGGAGGCGCAUUUGCAGACUGUGAUCUUCUUGAGAGUAUCAUCUGCAACAGUGCUUCACACACGUUCAGGAACGGCGCACUCAUGGACGCUGAUGAAUCUAAUCUCAUCGUUUUCAUCCCAUCAAGCAAGAUCACGACUUUCAUUGUUCCUUCAACGAUGAAAACAAUUGGUCAAUAUGCAUUCAUGGGAAGCCGAAAUCUCAUCCGUGUUAUAUGCAACGGCGACACUCUCACAACUAUCGGUUUCAUGUCGCUCACUAACUGCGUCAGCCUCUCAUUCCUAUACGUGUCAUCGUCGAGCCUCACAACGAUUGGUGAUCAUGCAUUCGAUGGAUGUCCGAAACUUCACAAGUGCGGGAGUGUUCAAUGUAUGAAGAACAAGAGAAACAUGUUCAUUGAAAAAGACAUACCUUCGAUCUCUUUUACUGAAGUAUGUUCAAACUACGAACUCACAUGCAAGAUGCGAGGAAUAUAUACAUUUUCAUUCUUACAAAAUACUGCGGUAUUUAUUCUAAUGUAUUUAUAA